Molecule: messenger RNA, 939 nt
Organism: Pisolithus orientalis
Lineage: Eukaryota; Fungi; Basidiomycota; Agaricomycetes; Boletales; Pisolithaceae
Exons: 7
Coding region: 96-812 (238 amino acids)
Source: RefSeq, a predicted model, not a curated record
CUGUUCUCUAUCAUGGCUUUGUAUGUAACCGUGCAUAGUAACGAACACGUUUGGGAGAACAUUAGCGCUGUUCCUGGUCUGCAGACUUUCGCAUCAUGGGGUUUUUUGGGAAUAUAUUCCGGGCUAUUGUGAAUUUGUUUUCCGGUGGUGCAGCUCCCCCAGAGCCACCCAAGAAGCCGGCUCAACAGCAGCGACCUCAGCGACCACCCGUACAGUGGCCUCAAGACCAGCGACACCAUCGACAGAAGACUGAUGAUUUGAAAGUACCGUCAAAGAAACCUUUCGAAUCACCAGUUGUUGCUCAGAGUAGACGUGAGGGCGAACGCCACUCUGACCGGAACCAGAUAAACCAGAACAAUGAACACUAUGUAGCACUUCGCGCCGAGGCAAAACGAGAAGGUGAUUUGAUGGCACAAUGCUACCAGGAGAGUCAAGAAACAUACCAGCAGGGUCACGGUGCCCUUGCCAAAGUGCUGUCCCAGAAGGGUGGUGAGCACAAACGUAGGAUGGAACGCUUGAACGCCGAAGCCAGUGUUUGGAUCUUCAGAGAGAAUAAUCUGGACAGGGAACCCGGCGAGGUAGACCUCCACGGGCUUUACGUCAAAGAGGCUGUCAUGUACGCUGAAAAUGCUAUCGAGGAAGCCCAGCUCCGGGGCGAUCUCGAGGUACGGCUGAUAGUCGGGAAAGGAUUGCACUCUGAUGGUCGUGUUGCCAAAAUCAAGCCUGCAUUGGAGGAAUUUAUGAAGAGGAAGAAUCUCCCUGCCGAUGUUGACCCCGACAAUGGAGGGCUGUUGAUCGUACGUUUGAGAUGACAAGAAGUUUUGGCGACGCCAUUAUACAUCGCAUAUACACACUUACCCGAAUUGUUGGUGUUCUUUAGUGUAGAGUCUUCAUUUGGGUACCCAUGUAUCGGUAUACAAUGUCAAAAGCUUGGCCGCU